Messenger RNA from Andrographis paniculata, 873 nucleotides. RefSeq lists its product as uncharacterized. The coding region runs from base 1 to 873 and encodes 290 amino acids. NCBI's taxonomy places the organism in Eukaryota, Viridiplantae, Streptophyta, Magnoliopsida, Lamiales, Acanthaceae. The transcript has 3 exons. Gene Ontology annotation, biological process: DNA integration. Gene Ontology annotation, molecular function: nucleic acid binding. The record is from RefSeq and is a predicted model, not a curated record.
AUGUAUGUUAAUGCUCAUAUUUGCGGAAAACCAAUCACGAAGGUGUUUAUAGACAACGGAGCCGUCUUCAAUGUGAUGCCAUUAAAGACUCUCAAGAUGUUAGGGAAGGGAAUUCACGAUCUAUCUCCUGUGGAUUUUGAGAUGACUAGCUUCACAGGGCAGCCAACCAGACAAGAAGGAAAAAGAUCGGGUGCAAGUGUUAUGUUGGAAGGACCAGACGGUCAAAGGGUCAAGUUGCAGUUGCAAUUAGAAGCCAUGACCCAUAAUUCAGGGGAGUAUAAGGCUUUAAUCUUGGGAUUGGAAGCCUUGAUAGUCAGGAGUGUUCAAUCCGUGAUCAUAAGAGGGGAUUCUCAAUUGAUCAUCUAUAGGUAUGGUAUUCCUUAUUCAAUAACAACCGACCAAGGUUUGGUCUUUACUGGGGAGAAGUUUUUAAAGUUCUUGGUAGAGUUUGGUAUUCGGUUGAACCAUUCCUCGCCUUAUUAUCCCCAAGCUAAUGAGCAGGCAGAGACAACUAAUAAGAUUAUUAUUGGGAUCAUAAAGAAAACGAUUGAGAGGAACCCAAGAAAAUGGCAUUUGUUGUUAUCUCGAGCAUUAUGGGCGCAUAGGAAUAACAAAAAUUCUGCCACGGGGUUUUCGCCAUAUCAACUCACCUUUGGACAAGAUGUUGUAUUGCCAGCCGAAAUUCAAGUGUCAUCUGGACGUACGAGCCUUACUACAGAUGAGUUUACUGAGGAAUAUCAACAAGUUAUGUUGCAGCAAUUGGAAAGUUUGGAGGUCAAUCGACUCCGUGCAAUUGAUCAGAUUGUGAAGCAGAGUGAGAUCAGGGCUAAGACUUAUGGAAGGAAAGUUUUUUAUAGAACAUUCAAAGAAUAA